Molecule: messenger RNA, 1458 nt
Organism: Lachancea dasiensis
Lineage: Eukaryota; Fungi; Ascomycota; Saccharomycetes; Saccharomycetales; Saccharomycetaceae
Source: the annotation of a GenBank genome assembly
AUGGAGGAUGUUGGGAAGACAGAUAUUGAUGCACAAAAUGGGGAAGAGCGUCUCACAGAAUUAAGUGCCAUUAAUGGGAGGCGUCUACUUUUCAAAAUCGAUAUUUUUGUGCUAUCAUUUGUUUGCUUGCAGUACUGGAUCAACUACGUUGAUAGAGUUGGUUUUGCCAAUGCAUACGUGUCGGGCAUGAAAGAAGAAUUAAAUUUGGUAGGGAAUGAGUUCAACCUCAUAAAUACUUGUUUUACUAUCGGCUACGUUUUGGGAAUGAUUCCAAACAAUUUAAUUCUAUUGGUUGUCCAACCGCGUGUGUGGUUGAGUUUUUGCACUCUUUCUUGGGGUAUAUUGACAUUGUCUAUGUACAAAGUCGAGAACUUCAAACAAUGUUGCGCCAUUCGUUUCUUUCAAGCGGUCUUUGAAAGCUGCACCUUUUCGGGCACCCAUCUUAUACUAGGGUCGUGGUAUCAAGAAAAAGAGCUUACCAUCAGAUCCGCUAUCUUUACUAGCAGCGGGCUUGUGGGCUCCAUCUUUAGCGGUUUCAUGCAAGUGGGAAUUCAUAACUCUUUGGACGGUCGCCGCGGACUAGCGGGGUGGAGGUGGUUAUUUAUAAUUGAUUUCUUGAUUACUAUUCCAGUGGCCAUAUAUGGUUUUAUCUUUUUCCCCACAACGCCUGACCACAUCAACACUCAUUCUGGUAGCCGUUUGCGUUUGUUUACGGUACAAGAAUUGGAGUUUGCAAAGCACAGACUGCCCGUUCGUAAUGAACGCGCCAAAUUAGAUUGGACGCUGGUGCGACGUGUGCUUGGAAGAUGGCAUUGGUGGCUGUUCAGUUUUCUUUGGAUUUUAGGAGGCGAAAACAUCUCGCUGGCAUCGAACUCUACCUUUGCCUUGUGGCUGAGCUCGCAAGGAUACACAUUAGCCCAGAAGAAUCAAUAUCCAUUAGGAAUCUUCGCCGUAGGAAUUGUGUCAACCUGCGGGGCUGCAUUAUACAUGGACAGGUUUCGGCACGCGCAGCACUGGCACGUUGCUGUAUUGAUUGGGAUUGUGAUGUGUAUUGUGGCAGUGAUGAUCCGUGCGCAAUCCAGUUCACCGGCAGUGCUCUUCACUGCUCAAUACCUGGGUGGAGUUUGCUACGCUUCCCAAGCCGUAUUCUUCAGCUGGGCCAACAUUGUAUGUCAGAAUGAUUUGCAAGAGCGAGCCAUUGUCUUGGCUUCAAUGAACAUGUUUUCCGGAGCGGUGAACGCCUGGUGGUCGCUCCUGUUUUACUCUGCAACCAUGGCUCCGCAUUACGAGCGUGGGUGCUAUGCUCUCAUGUGUACCGCCCUUGGUAGUGCCGCAACUGCUGUUCUCAUCAAGUGGCUGCAAAGGCGUGAAAUGCUAAAAGACUUACGUUCGCUUGCUGAUAACAUGAACUACUCGUCAGCAUGCCAAGAUGUGGAAUUCACAGAGACCAAAUUUUAA